Messenger RNA from Lepidothrix coronata (blue-crowned manakin), 2673 nucleotides. It is a transcript of the gene LIPA, whose product is annotated as lipase A, lysosomal acid type. Lineage: Eukaryota; Metazoa; Chordata; Aves; Passeriformes; Pipridae. Gene Ontology annotation, molecular function: hydrolase activity, acting on ester bonds. Bases 98 to 1294 code for a protein of 398 amino acids. The record is from RefSeq and is a predicted model, not a curated record. The transcript is spliced from 9 exons.
CCCGGAGGGGCGGCACAUAAUCCCCGACCGGCCCCGCUCGCAGCCGUGCCGGGUUCUGCUUCCCCGCGGUGUCCCGCAUCGUUCUUGCAGGACCAGGAUGCGGGCCCUGGUGGUUGCCGCUCUCCUUUUGCAGAGCAUCGCCGGCUCGGGCGCGUUCGCCGCACGGAGGAGGAAUGUGGACCCCGAAACCAACAUGAACAUCAGCGAAAUUAUCACCUUCAGGGGAUACCCUAGUGAGGAGUACGAAGUGACAACAGAAGAUGGGUAUAUCCUUUCCAUUAAUAGAAUUCCUUAUGGAAGAAAAGGCCAUGAGGGAGGCAAAGGUCCAAGGCCUGCUGUGUUUCUGCAGCAUGGUUUGCUUGCAGAUGCCAGCAACUGGAUCACAAAUUUGGAUUACAACAGCCUUGGCUUUAUGCUGGCAGACGCUGGCUAUGAUGUAUGGCUGGGAAACAGCAGAGGGAACACCUGGUCCAGGAAGCAUACACACUUCACAGUGAAACAAGAAGAAUUCUGGGUUUUCAGCUUUGAUGAAAUGGCUAAGUAUGACAUUCCAGCCUCAGUGGACUUCAUUUUGGCAAAAACUGGCCAGGAACAAGUAUUUUACAUUGGCCAUUCACAAGGCACCACAAUGGCUUUCGCUGCUUUUUCAACUUUGCCACAGCUGGCUAAGAAAAUCAAAAUGUUUUUUGCCUUGGCACCAGUAGCUACAGUCAAGUUUGCCACUAGCCCUCUGGUAAAACUGGGAGAGUUUCCUGACCUGCUACUCAAGGACAUGUUUGGAAAGAAGCAAUUCCUCCCGCAGAAUUCUGUGCUGAAGUGGCUUGCUACCCAUGUUUGCACCCACAGAAUUCUUGAUGAUCUUUGUGGCAACUUAUUCUUUCUUCUGUGUGGUUUUAAUGAGAGAAACUUGAAUAUGAGCCGAGUGGAUGUGUAUUCGACACAUUGCCCUGCAGGAACGUCUGUCCAAAACAUGAUCCACUGGAGCCAGGCUGUGAAAACUGGGGAACUCAAAGCUUAUGACUGGGGAAGCAAGGCUGCAAAUAUGGCUCACUACAACCAGUCUACUCCCCCUUUCUACAAAAUAAAAGAGAUGACUGUACCGACUGCGGUGUGGACUGGUGGACAGGACUGGCUGGCAGACCCAAAGGAUGUUGCUAUGCUGCUCACUCAGAUCACAAAUUUGGCUUACCACAAAAACAUUCCAGAAUGGGAACAUUUGGAUUUCAUCUGGGGCCUUGAUGCACCUUACCGCAUGUAUAAUGAAAUAAUUAACAUGAUUAGGAAGUAUCUCUAAACUGACAUGCUAUUUCAGAGUAUUACUUCACUAAGAAUUUGUCUUUUUUUUUUUGGAAAAUACACUCUUCUGGCAAUAAUGUUGCAUUGUUUAGUAUGAUGCAUUUUUAAAAUGCCAGCAACGAAAAGUGAAUUAGAUUCAUAUUUGGUUGGGUUUUUUUCAGUAUUAUUUCUCUCUCCUCAUCAUAUUCUGCUGAUUUUGCACACAGUGGCAUGGUACUCAAAACACAGCAGUAGGACUUAGCACAAAAGGAGUAUGUCACGUGCACAUAAAUUUAGUGACGUGUCUGAAAGACAAGUUAGUCCAUUCCGCACGUCAGCUGCUUGAAAAUUAAAACAAUAAGUAUUUCACUGUGCAUAAAACACUGCCAUUUCUCAGUACCUUUCACAAGUACUCUGUGUACUGCAGUGACCCAUUUGGUGCUGGCACUUUACAAAGCACUUAGUGACUUUUGGCUGUGUUAUUAUUUUAGCCAUCACAUAAAAGCUAGCUACAUCAGAUUACUUUCUUUUUCAAUACUGCCCAGAAGAACUGUCAUGAAGCCAGAGAUGACCACUGUCUGUUAAAAUGUCCUAUUUUGGGACUGAUUCAUUGCUGCAUUUUCUUGAUUUAAUGGUGUCCCUGAAGCCUUUCAUGUUUCACGUACCAGCUAUGGAUACAGGUUAUUAUUUGCCCUCACAGAUUCCUGGAACAAGAGUAGUGGUUCAAAGAAAACCACUUUCAGUUAACUUUGUCAAUAGGUUAUGGCUUUCAAGGGAAUGACGUAACAUAUACUUGCAUUUUGCACUGACCACUAACUAGAAAACAAGCUCUCCCAGUAAACUACUGGUGGGAGAAGAGCCAAAGCAUUAAUUCUACAGCUUGAGUGGACUUUCCCCUUUAAUCAUGUGCUGCUUUGAAGAUCAAUUUACUUCUUAACUGUUUAUAUGGUGCUCCCCACCAGUGUGUUCAGGAACUGUACAACAGCCUGGAGAAGUCUGACUAUUAACAGCAGUUCCAUUUGUCUCAGUUUCCACUUCAAACUGGGGCUAAGCCCCCAUUUAAUGGGGAAGAGGAUUCACAUCUGCCUCAGAGUUCUUACUUUGGAGCUCUUUCUAUUGACUAUGCAGAGGACUUUUGCUCCUCUGAAAUACCUAAAAGUUCCAUUGCAAAUGAACAAUCUCCAGAGCUAGUUGCCUCAGUGCAGGUGAUAGUUUCUGUGCCAUGGUUGGAUUCAACCCAGAUUUCUGUCAGUAAUCCCAACAGGAUAAAGAGCCUUUCUACAUGGUAUAGGAAAUUGUGCAUUUUAAACUGAGCCACGCUUUUUUACUAAAAAAAAAAAAAAAGUUGAAAAAAUAUUCAUAAGCCAUAAAUUAGGGCUUAUUUGUUUGGAUUUAUUU